AUGACUACGGCAAAACCCAGCACCAUGCAACACCCAAAACACAUGUUAGAGGAACUGUGUGUCAUGAAUGCAGCGAAUGAGAAUUCGUCCCCAGACUCUCGCCUCCGUCUCAGCUCAGUAGCUCUGUGCCUCGCCCUGGCCAACCUGGGCGCCAGGUGCGAGGACGGGCUCGACUUUCCAGAGUACGACGGAGAGGACAGGGUCAUCCACAUCAGCCUCAAGAACUACAAGGCUGCCCUGAAGAAGUACGAAGUCUUGGCGUUGCUUUACCACGAACCCAUUGAGGAUGACAAAGCCUCGCAAAGGCAGUUCGAAAUGGAAGAGCUCAUUCUGGAGUUAGCUGCCCAAGUCCUGGAAGAUAAAGGCGUGGGCUUUGGGUUGGUGGACUCGGAACACGAUGCUGCCGUAGCCAAGAAGCUCGGACUGGAUGAGGAAGACAGUAUCUACGUGUUUAAGGACGAUGAGAUUAUUGAGUAUGACGGAGAGUUCUCGGCCGACACCUUGGUGGAAUUCAUACUUGACGUACUUGAGGACCCUGUAGAGUUUAUCGAUGGAAGCCAUGAACUUGCUGCCUUUGAGAACAUUGACGACGAGCCCAAGCUCAUAGGAUACUUCAAAAAUGAAGAUUCUGAACAUUACAAAGCCUAUGAAGAUGCUGCCGAGGAGUUCCACCCAUACAUCCCAUUCUUUGCCACAUUCGAUCCAAAGGUCGCCAAGAAGCUGACCCUGAAGAUAAAUGAGAUCGACUACUACGAGCCCUUCCAUGACGAGCCCGUCACCAUCCCCAACAAGCCCAACAGCGAAAAGGAGAUCGUGGACUUCAUGCACCAGCACAAGAGGUCAGUGCACACCCGUACGCAGCCAUAUUCUUCUUAUUUCUUACAGGAAGACGACUUGAACGGAAUCCACAUUGUUGCCUUCGCAGAAGAGGAUGACCCCGAUGGUUAUGAAUUCUUGGAGAUCAUCAAGGAGGUCGCAGAGGACAACACCAACAACCCCGACCUCAGCAUCAUCUGGAUUGACCCCGAGGACUUCCCACUGCUGAUCCCCUACUGGGAAGAGAAGUUCGGCAUUGACCUGUCCCGCCCUCAUAUCGGCGUGGUGAAUGUGUCUGAUGCUGAUAGUGUUUGGAUGGACAUGGAUGAUGAAGAGGACCUGCCUACUGUGGACGAACUGGAAGACUGGAUUGAAGAUGUUCUUGACGGUGAUAUCAACACUGAAGAUGAUGACGACGAUGAUGAUGACGAUGACGACGAUGAUGAUGACGACGAUGAUGAUGACGACGAUGAUGAUGACGACGAUGAUGAUGAUGACGAUGAUGACGACGAUGAUGAUGACGACGAUGAUGACGAUGAUGAUGAUGACGAUGACUAAACGGUCAUCGAUAAAGCUGAUAGUGUUUGGAUGGACAUGGAUGAUGAAGAGGACCUGCCUACUGUGGACGAACUGGAAGACUGGAUUGAAGAUGUUCUUGACGGUGAUAUCAACACUGAAGAUGAUGACGACGAUGAUGAUGACGAUGACGACGAUGAUGAUGACGACGAUGAUGAUGACGACGAUGAUGAUGACGACGAUGAUGAUGAUGACGAUGAUGACGACGAUGAUGAUGACGACGAUGAUGACGAUGAUGAUGAUGACGAUGACUAAACGGUCAUCGAUAAAGUCGUUAGCAUCUAACUAGUUUAUAUAUUCAAAUGUCAAAGUCUGACUUUAGUACCAACAUAUUUUUAUAUGAAUUCUUGAUUCUUAAUUUAAAUCUUUAAACCUCUUAACACCGAUCGUCAACACCCUUUAAAAAAACACACA
Nanorana parkeri is the source of this 1806-nucleotide messenger RNA. It is a transcript of the gene CASQ1, whose product is annotated as calsequestrin 1. The transcript has 13 exons. Gene Ontology annotation, biological process: regulation of skeletal muscle contraction by regulation of release of sequestered calcium ion. NCBI's taxonomy places the organism in Eukaryota, Metazoa, Chordata, Amphibia, Anura, Dicroglossidae. The record is from RefSeq and is a predicted model, not a curated record. Gene Ontology annotation, cellular component: sarcoplasmic reticulum lumen. Gene Ontology annotation, molecular function: calcium ion binding.